AUGGCAUCUACAAGACCUAAUGAGAUUUUCAACACACAGAAUAACGGUGACACGAUGCAUCGAGAAUCUGCAAGCAACUCGUCAUGUCAUAUCGUUAUCAUCGGAGCUGGUGUUGCUGGUCUAGCUUGUGCCAGAUAUUUAACACAUUCACUUAAGAAUAAGUCAUAUAAAAUUACAAUACUUGAAGCUCGUGAUCGCGUCGGUGGUCGAACAUUGAGUAUACCUGAGCUCAAUCUUGAUUUGGGAGCAUCAUGGAUAUUUUCACCUCACACCGCAGCACUAUCACUUGUGCGUGAGCUCAAUAUUGGUACAAUCGAUCAAUAUGAAGAUGGAAUUUCGCUUAUGAAAUCCGGAAGUGACGUUCGACGUAUGCACUUGGGUGAGAUUCACAACGGUGCUAUACGUCUUAAAGGUGGAUCAGGUAGUUUGUGUGCGACGCUACUCAAUGAGCUAACUACAAAGAAUCAAACAACAGUCGCUGUACAACUUAACUCACCAGUCAUAUCUAUUACGUACGAAACUAACCAAAAAAUCAAUAUAGAACUACGUGACAAAAAGUCAAUAGUAGGCGAUUACGUCGUUCUAGCUCUACCACCCAAACUAUUUAUAUCAACGAUUAAAAUAACACCUCAAUUACCAAAAUCACUUAUCGAAGAGCUCAACGACUGUGAUACUUGGAUGGCAUCAACAUGUAAAGCUAUUCUACAGUACGAACGCGCAUGGUGGAAAGAUCAAAAGUUGAGUGGAUUUGCUGUUUCACGUCAAAGCAACGCACAAGAAUGGCACGAUGCCAGUAGUGAUACUUGCAAUGCUCUCUUUGUUUUUUGUUUACCUGGUACAACCAAACAACAGGUGAUUGAUGCUACUGUUAAAAUAUUUGGCAAUGAAGCAACUAUUCCAACAGCUGUACACAUGGUCGAUUGGAGUAAUGAACGAUUCACGUCAGGUUCGACAGAUCACAGUUUUGGCGGUCAUGCACAUGCAAGUAAUAUCUGUAGACAAUCUCAAUGGAAUGGUCGACUAUGGUUCGGCAAUAGUGAAGUGAGCAAUGCGCAUGGUGGCUUUAUUGAGGGUGCUGUUCGAAGAGGUGCACAAGUUGCUAAUCAACUAACAGAAUUGAUCGUUGGGAAGUGA
Rotaria socialis is the source of this 1134-nucleotide messenger RNA. NCBI's taxonomy places the organism in Eukaryota, Metazoa, Rotifera, Eurotatoria, Philodinida, Philodinidae. The record is from the annotation of a GenBank genome assembly.